AUGCUUAAAAAAGACGAAGAAAUCCCCGUUAAACGCGAUGGUUAUAGCAACUGUUAUGUAGGGGAUGGGGGAGAUAUCCUACAGGAUAAGAAAGCUAUUUUAUAUGCUGCAACUUUAUUAGAAAGUGAUGAUACCGAGAUACUAGAUUUAUGUCUCGAUAUUUUAGAAAAUUACAUCAACAUUAAAACAGCCUAUAAAUUUAUACUAUCUACUUUUGGUAUCUACGAAUCGAUAGAAGCAUUGGCAAUUAGGACGAGAGACAAAAAUCAGGAUAUUUAUCAGAAAGCUAUAAAACUGACAAGCGAACUUAGAUACUUCGCACCGCCUGCGUACAGUACCAGAAACAGACUGAAAAAAGGCAAAUCAUCUAAGAAACAUAAUUUAUAUAUCUUAUACGUGGAAGGAUUGAACGGGGAGAAUCUAUUACGAUUAGAAGAGUUGAUGGUUAAAAUAAAAGGAGUGAUAUCGUUUCUGGUAGACGUAAACACAAAGAGAUGCACGAUUAGAAUAUCUUUAGAACUAGAAAUAAAUGAACUCGUUUACAAAGUAUAUCAAAAAACCGGACUGAAAUGUUUUAUUGUUGUAAGAAAUAAAUUGACUGGUUUGGAGGAACAUAUAGACAUUUUAAAAGUCAUCCGAGGCGAAAGUAUUUACGAAUACCCUGAAGAUAAUGUGUCGCCAUCAAAAGGAGGAAACGUUAUUAUGGAAACUGCAAGAAAUUUAGCACAAAGCGGUAAUAAUGUCAUAAAGUCCAUAGCAAAUUUUUGGAAUGACGCAUUGUAUUGGUAG
Molecule: messenger RNA, 789 nt
Organism: Diorhabda sublineata
Lineage: Eukaryota; Metazoa; Arthropoda; Insecta; Coleoptera; Chrysomelidae
Product: armadillo repeat-containing protein 1-like
Exons: 5
Coding region: 1-789 (262 amino acids)
Source: RefSeq, a predicted model, not a curated record